AUGCUUAUUCAGGUGGCGUUGUCGCUGGAGACGUACGGCUUAACGGUCGAGGCGCAGCAUCUGUACCUAGACCUGAUAGCGAGGGAGCAGAGCGGCGCAGGCACGGCGCACGUGAGCCAGGAUGAGCUAGAGACGUGGGAGGAGAGAUGGAUCGAUUGCACGAGGCAGCUGUCGCAGUGGAGCGUGUUGGUGGACUUCUCGUCAACGCUGCAGUACCCGGAGUUGAUGAUGGAGUCCGCGUGGAAGGCUCGCGCGUGGGACGUGGUCCGUGCUAACAUGGACAGUCCGACGGUGGCGGCGGCGACGGAGGGUGGCUCGCCGUUCUACAAGAUCUACGAAAUUUACUUGUCUAUCGUGGACAACAAGGUGCAGGGGAUGGAGAAGCUGUGCAUGUCUUGCGUGCAGCUGGCGCUCCACCGGUGGCAGCUCUUGCCGAGGGUGCACACGGGUUGCGGCGCGCACAAGCCGCUGCUUCACCUGUUCCACCAGAUGGUUGAGCUGAGAGAAACGGGCAACAUCAUGGCCGACAUGGCCAGGAUGAUGAUGUCGAGCGGCGCCAACGGCCAGAAGCUGAACGGGGGCGCCCUGAUCAACGCGGGCCAGAAAAAGCCUCCCGAGCUGAAGGCGACGCUGUACACGUGGCGGGAGCGGCUGCCGAACAAGUGGGACGCUCUGAAGGACUGGGACGACAUCUUCUGCUGGAGGACCGAGGUGUUCCGCAUCAUCACCUCCAACUUUGCGGACGGGGACCCCGGGCUGCUGGCCAGCCUCCACGACACCCCCUGGACCAUGAUCAAGCUGGCGCACACGGGGAGGAAGCAGGGGCUCAGGGAGGUGUGCCUCAACUCGCUCGGGAAGCUUUACUCGGGGGGGACGAUGGACGUACAGGAUGCCUUCAACAAGCUCCGCGAGCAGAUCAUUAUCUGCCACAAGCAGCCUCGUGAACACCGAGGUGGUCUGAACAUGAUCAACAACACCAACCUGGAGUUCUUCAACUCGAAGCAGAAGGCCGAGCUGUUCCGGCUAAAGGGGGUGUUCUUGACGAGCCUGGGGGCCAAGCAGGAGGCGAACAACGCUUACAGCCACGCUGUUCAGAUCUCCGGAGACUUCGCGAAGGGCUGGUACUCCUGGGCCCGGUACUGCGACGGAAUCUUCGCCGAGCAGACCAAGGUCCACUGCGCGGUGCAGGCGAUGGCGUGCUACCUGCAGGCCAUCAACCACAACUCGGCCGGCGCAAGGCUGAUGAUGUCUCGCGUGCUGUGGCUGCUCAGCCUUGACGACGAAAAGUCCACCCUGGGGAGGACCCUAGAGACCUACGGCCGCACCCUGCCCGAGUGGGUCUGGAUCCCCUGGAUCCCCCAGCUGCUCACCUCUCUCACUAGAAGGGAGGCCCACUACGUGACGACCCUGGUGAAGGCCUUGUCCCAGAGAUACCCGCAAUCGGUGUACUACACCAUGAGGGCGUUCUUGCUGGAGAGGAGGGAGCAGCCGGACAGAGGGGGGAGCUCGACGAACGCCGCGGACAGCAACAAGCUUCCCAAGGCCAUGUCCGUGCGCUUGCCGUCGGGGGGCACGAUGGUGUGUCCCGCGGGCACUCUGAAGAAGCACGCGCGGCAGCUGCAGGCCGGCGAGAUUCAGGCUCUUCCCCCCCCGGGGGUGGACGGGGCCGGACCCGCGAUGGCUCCGACGGGUGCUGGGGCUGCGGCGAUCGCUGACGAGCUCAUGUCGCAGCUUAGAAGAGCGCACUGCGCGCUGGGGGCGGAAAUGGAAACGAUUCUCGAGGAAAUCAUCGUUCACUUCAGACCUGAGCCUGGAGAGGAGCUGCACUCUGCCGUGCACGCGCUGCUCAUCAAGUGCUUCCAGCUGGUGACGUUGCCGAUGGAUGACGUCAUCCCCGUGACCCUCAAGUCCACCCUGGAAAGGGUGUGCCGCAAGUUCUUCAACAGGGACGCGGCCCACAAGUCCCCCAAGCACCAGCGGUUCGUCGAGCUGUAUCAGGCGACUUUCGAGAAGGACUUCGAGGUCACCAACGAGGAGAAGCAGAAAGAGGCGGCUGCAGCGGCGGCGGCGGCGGCGGCUGCCGCCGCAACGCCGGGGGCACCACCGGUGGCGGUGCCGGCUGCAACGGAACCUGAGUCUCGCAUGACCCUGACCAAGGUCGUGUAUCGACUGAAGAAGUGGAAGCACCUCUUGGGGUGCCGAGUGUUCAGGGCGCCCUCGGAGGUGCCGUUGCAGCGGUGUAGCCCCUACCUGGCGCAGGUGCACUGCGAGCUGGAGACUUGGCACUCUUCCAGCCAGGCGCGAAUCGAGAUCCCGGGACAGUACGCCAGCUGUGACGGAGAGCCCAGACCGGACCUCCACGCGAAGCUGCUCCGCUUCCACUCGACCGUGUCGGUGCUUCACCGGCAUGGCUUCUCUCAGAGGCGGCUGAGCAUGCUGGGCAGUGACGGUCGCCGGUACUUCUUCCUCGUGCAGUUCGCGAUCCCGCACGUGACGAGGACGGACGAGAGAGUGAUGCAAGUGCACUCGAUGCUGCGGAAGUUCUUGGAGAGGGACCCGCAGACCAGGGGGCGAGACCUUGCGGUGCAAGUCCCCGUCGUCGUACCGAUCACUCCUCGCAUGCGACUGAUGGAAGACCACGAGGCUUUCGUGUCCCUGGGAGAGAUCUACGAGGCCGAUCGACACCGCCAGGGGCUGGACCCGGAUGCGCCUUUAAUGCUGUGCCGUGAGCGGGUCAGCGCCGCGGUGGCCGGUGCCGCCGACAAGGAGGCUGGUAAGAAGGCCGAGAGCGAAGAGAGGCUCAAGGUCUUCAACGAGAUCUGCAGCAAGGACGUCUCCGCGGACAUACUCACGCGCUACGUACACGGAGUCGUGAAGGACGCGGAGGCGGUGUGGGCUUUCCGCCGCCACUUCGCCGCGCAAGCGGGUAUCUCGUCCCUGCUGUGUCACAUCUUCACCUGCGGGGAGCGUUUCCCACACAGAAUCAUCUUCGACAAGCGGACGGCGAGGGUGGUCAGCUGGGAGUUCCGCCCAGGGUACACCCACGCUGGGCUGCUGGAGCAAGCGGAAGACGUCCCGUUCCGGCUGACGAGGAACAUGUCGACGCUCAUGUCGCCCAUGCUGGUGGAGGGCGUUCUCGCUUUGACCAUGGUGUCGAUGAGCGGCGCCCUGAUGGCCAAGAAGGAGGUCCUAGAACCGUUCCUGGCGCUGAUCCUCAGGGACGAUCUUCUUUCGUGGCACGUCAGCAAGGCGCCGGUCAACAGGACAGAAGAGCAGCAGAAAGCGGUGGACGUGCAGCUGAAAGAACGCAUCGGGAUGAACGUGACGAAGGUGAUGAGCCGCCUCGACAAGCUCAAGCCCAGGGUACGCAACAACGCUCACGGGCAGCCCAUGCCCGUGGACAGAGCCGUGCACGACCUCAUCGCCGCGGCGCAGAGCGAGUCCAACCUCGCCAAGAUGAGCCCCACCUUCCUGAGCUUCGUUUAG
This is a messenger RNA of Ectocarpus siliculosus, 3486 nucleotides long. The record is from the annotation of a GenBank genome assembly. Lineage: Eukaryota; Phaeophyceae; Ectocarpales; Ectocarpaceae.